CCCCCUUUCAUCCUUGCCUAACGGACUGAGGAUUUGCUCUUGGGUUUUGGUAUAUGUUUGGGAGCAACCACGCUGAAUCGGCGCCGAUCGAAACUAUGCCUGUUCCAGAACAGCCCUCGUCUUCUGACAAGACAAGUUCCCUUAGUCCUGUGUUGAACACAUCCAAUGGCGAUGGCUCUGAAACUGAGACAACCUCUGCCAUUCUAGCUUCAGUCAAAGAACAGGAACUGCAGUUUGAGAGACUGACUCGAGAACUUGAGGCUGAACGUCAGAUUGUAGCUAGCCAGCUGGAGAGAUGUAAACUUGGAUCAGAAACUGGAAGCAUGAGCAGCAUUAGGGGGGAGAAGGAAUGGAAAGAAAAGGAGAGAAUUGUUUACAUGGAAAGAGGCGAAGGUGAAGAGCCCUGUGAAGGGGGGUUUCUUGGAAGGAGUUCAACAGAAGAACAGUUUCACUGGCAAACGCAAGAUGGUCAGAAGGAUAUAGAAGAUGAACUCACCACUGGUCUGGAGCUGGUGGACUCAUGUAUUAGAUCACUGCAGGAGUCAGGGAUACUCGAUCCACAGGACUAUUCAGCCAGUGAAAGGCCCAGCCUCCUCUCCCAGAGUGCACUCCAGCUCAAUUCCAAACCUGAAGGGUCUUUCCAGUACUCAGCCAGCUACCACAGCAACCAGACUCUUGCCCUGGGUGAAACAGCGGCUGCCCAGCUCCCGUCGCGCAGCAGUCAGGCCAGAGGUGCCAUCCAGAGCUACAGUCAGGAAGAACUUAGCGCUGCCCUGCCCGCGGCCAGUCGGUCCGUGCGAGGAGCUCCCUCCCUCUAUCCGGAUGCAGAUUCCCCGCUGGAUGCGGCCCGGGGGAGGGCCCGGCCCCGGCAGCUCCUCCCGUACCUCCCGCCCCCUUCGUGCCGCGUAAAUAAGUACGAGGCGGGCGCUUGCCGUGGUGCCGGCGGGGCUUGGCGUGAACUGGCCCGGGAUUCCCCUCCCUCCGCCCCUUUAUACGAGGCCGGGGCCGUGGUUGUGCCGCCGCUGGGGACAGGGAAUCCCCGGUGCGGUGCCUCUCCUCGUGCGGACAGAGAUUGCUGGAAACCGAGGAAAGUUACUCCAUUAAAGCCCUUUCCGUGGCUUCGGCUGCUCUUCUCUAAUGUAUGCAGAAUAAAGGGGCGCGGGCGUAUCUUUGUAUGUAUGUAUUUAUUUGACCCGGGGCUAACCUCUGCCUGGUUUAGAGGUCUGUAG
Messenger RNA from Manacus vitellinus (golden-collared manakin), 1229 nucleotides. RefSeq names its product catenin delta-2-like. NCBI's taxonomy places the organism in Eukaryota, Metazoa, Chordata, Aves, Passeriformes, Pipridae. The coding region runs from base 54 to 1229 and encodes 391 amino acids. The transcript has 8 exons. The record is from RefSeq and is a predicted model, not a curated record.